AUGGAAUGGUCAAACGAUUUUAAAGAAAUUAUCGACGGUUUUGAAACCAGUUGAGAUUUAGAAGAAUUUGCUAUUCUCUGGGCGAUAGAAUCUAACGAUUACGUGCAUCAUCGCAUUAUAGAUCUGAAAUGGAAUGAGCUACAGCUUGAUAUGGAUUUGUACCCUGAUGGAUCAUUUCAAGACAGUUCUAUGACACAGCAGGGUGGUGCUGGUGAGCCAAUUGGAUUUACCAUUUCAAAAGUGGGCGAAAAACAAUUCUUGAAGAGCCGUGCCAUAGAUAGGCAUUACAAAGUUAAAAUCGACCUGACUGCUUUACGAGGGAAAAAAGUAAAUGAACUACAUAACGAAUUACACGAUUUAUUUGAUCGAGCUUUGGAGGAAGUAACGCAGAAUAUGCAGGAAAAUGACCUCGGUAGAGUAGUGAUUAAUCACCCGUCUCUUAACCACGAAAUUGUGAUCCCUUUACAACAAUUAAAUCAACUAAAUGCAAACACUGUUAUGGAAACUGUUGAAACUGUUCUAUCUUCCAACGAAAAUCUAUCAAUGGAUGGCGAUUUUGAUAUUUCCAUUGGAACAAUAGAAGUGCCUAAAGGUGCUGGGAAAAGAAAAAAUAUAACUGAUAUUGAAAGUUCAAACAAUUCUUUAAUUAAAAAGCAGUCUAUAGGUUAUAUUAACAAUCCUCACGACAACUUGUGUUUACAGCGAAGUAUUGCUUAUGCUUGGGCCAAAUUGAAUCAAGUUGAUCGAAGGGAGUGGUAUGAAUUGACCCGUGAUACACUCAAAAACAAUAUAUUAGACAACGUACUUCUUCACCGUAAAGUACCAACCUAUUAUUACAAGGACGCUACAAAGCACAAUAGAAAAGAACAAUUUUAUCUGGCUGUUGCACUUAGUAAUCUUGCCAAUGUUUCAGCAGAAAAACCGGGCUCCAUCAUAGAUAUUGCAAAAUUUUAAAAUGCUUUAGACAUUUCAGUAGCCGUGAUAUCGUCCAAAAGUGGCAAUAAAUUUGUACGUAUACCAUCAUCCGAGGGAAAACAACGUAUUUAUUUAUACUUAGUUGAAAAUGAAAAAGAACAGCAUUGGUACCCAAUUUUAUCACCGACUGUUUUUUUUCAGUUCGUCUUAUUUCUGUUAGACAUGUUUGAUACACUACUCUACAAAGGGAAAACAUGUUUGCAGUACUACUUGUUUGAUUUGUAAACAUGACAGUUGCCUUAAAUCUGACCAGGAGCUUAGUUGCAAACAAUGCCACAUGACCUGUCGAUCCAUGGAAUGUUUUGUUAGACAUCAAACUUCAAAAGUCAUCAUGAAAAACAAAAAGAAAAUUAAACUAAUAUCAGAAUGCGAAAAGUAUUGGAAAUGUACUGACUGUAAAAAAGUAAUACGACUUAAGAAUGGGGAUGAAAAGAUGAACCACAGAUGUGGCGAAUAUACAUGUCCCUCCUGUCUCACUGUAAUGCAACCUGGACAUUUGUGCUAUCAGCGUGCUCUAAAAUCGAAAGAAAGCAAACGUAAAUUUAUAUUUUUCGACAUUGAAACUACACAGAACACGAAAGUACAUUUAUGUAAAGAUAAUGAGCACACUACUUCCUGUCUGUGUGAAAAAGAACAGCACGUGCCAAAUUUAAUAGUGGCACAAAAAGCUUGCGAGUCUUGUAUGAAUAAGGACAUGACUGACAAAGCAGUAUGUAAAAAGUGCGGAUCCCUUUGUAAACGUUGCUCGGACUUAAAUGCUGCUGGAAAGAACUCUGUUUUAAACUGUAAUGAUUGUUAUUUACGUCAACACAUAUUUUACGGUGACAAUGCCUGUUUUGAUUUUUGCCAAUGGCUUUUUACUCAAGGGAAUAGUGAUACUACUGUCAUUAGUCACAAUGGUAGAGGAUUUGAUCAUUUUCCCAUACUAAAAUACUUAGUAAACCAGUCAAUUGUACCGCAAACUAUAUUCAAUGGGAGUAAAUGUAUGUACAUGCACAUUGCAAGAUCACUCAAUAUACGUUUUGUGGACAGUCUAAGCUUUUUACCCAUGAAACUUGCUGAUUUACCAAGCUGCUUCGGUUUAGAUGAAUCAAAGUUCAAAAAAGGACACUGGCCUCACUAUUUCAAUACCAAAGAAAAUGAAAAUUACGUUGGUCUGUAUCCAUCAGUAGAAUAUUACGGAUACAACAAUAUGUCACAAAAAGACAGGCAAGCAUUUUUAGACUGGCAUAACGAGAGAAUAACAAAUGGAGACAUUUUUUAUUUUAAAACGGAACUGAUCGAGUAUUGUAAAAGUGAUGUAGACAUACUCAGACAAGCUUGUCUGCGGUUUUGGAUGUUAAUGAAAAAUUGUACAGGCGAGUAUGAAGAAAAACUCAACCCUAAAACACUUAGAAUGGAAAGAAAACUGGUCCGAUAUGUUGAUCCAUUUGAAAAUGUUACCAUUGCUUCUACCUGUUCAAAAAUAUUCAGGACUAAAUUUAUAGAAGAGAAAUGGAAAGUUAAAUUAAAACAUCAAAACAAAACUUUGGAACAGGAACUUGAUGCCAUGGUUAAAAAUGAUAAAAUAACGGUAAAAUUGAACGAUUCCUAGCUUCCAGAAAAAGAUCUUUGGACACGAGGCUACACCAUAGACGAAAGGAAGUUAUUUCAUCCCCAAUUGCACAGAUCCCGUCUAAUGGAUAUCAGUAAGAUCGCUACAGCAAAAAAUCAAUACAGUGGUUAGAAUGGGUGAUGGAAAAGGCUAAGUUAGAAAAAAAACCUAUCAAAAUUCAACAUGCUUUAAAUGCAGCUGAAAUAACAAUUCCCAACACAAAGUACAAGUUGGACGGAUAUAGCCAGUCUACAAACACAGCUUAUGAAUUUCAUGGCUAGAGAUACCAUGGGUGUUUAAAAUGCAUACAACAUCAAAGAGAUAAAAUUCAACAUCCUUCUACAAAACAAUCGCCAGAGGAACUUUACGCAUUGACUUUAAAGAAAGAGCAGUAUGUUAAGGGCUUAGGCAUGAAUUAUGUUUCAAUAUGGGAACAUCAGUAUGAUUCCCAAGUGAAACGAAAUGAGACUAUGUACCGUUUUAUCAGUUCUCUGGAUAUAGAAGAAAGGCUAAACACACGUGACGCUUUAUUUGGUGGACGCACAGAAGCUACACGACUUUAUUAUAAAGUAAAUACAGAUGAACAAAUUAAAUAUGUUGACUUCACGAGUUUAUAUCCUUAUACAAAUAAAUAUUCUAAAUACCCAGUUGGUCACCCUGACAUUAUCACGGCUCCAUUUGAAGAUAUUAGUUGUUACUUUGGAUUUGCCAAGAUUAAAAUAUUACCGCCAAAACAGCUGUACCACCCUGUGUUACCAUACAGAAGCAAUGGAAAGCUAAAGUUCCCGCUAUGUAGAACUUGCGCGGAAAAAGAAAGUCAAGUCAAAUGUAUCUGUACAGAUCAACAACGAAUGUUCGUAGGAACCUAUUGAACCUAUUUAAAGGCUCGUCUACAUUAUUCAAAAAAAUCUUGUAGGGCCCAUAAAUCACUAGAUAAUUUAUAUCUUGUACAAGCAAUUAGUGCUUUGCAAUAUUUCUUGAACUUGGAAGACACAUUCAUUUUAAAUGGAGGGAAAUCAUGACAGGUAAAUAAAAAAGAUGGCCAAAAUGAUACCGGUACAAAGUGUUUAUAAAGAUCAAAUAUUUGUACAUUUAAAAAAUGAAUCAUUGGUGAAAACAUUGAUUGAGAAAAACUCUAGUUGAAGUGAUACAUAUCCAGUUGAAGAACAAAGUUACUAAAAAGAUAUUAUUUCAGGAAAUAUGAUAAAACAGUCAUAUUUUGUUAAUAUGUAACCUUGUGAGAAACGCCAUUGAUAAUGUAAAAAUACUUUUUGAGAACACUGAACUUGCUGUUACUCUUCCACUGGAGUACAAGAUAUAAUUUUAUUAUUGAAUUAUAUAAACGUGGCUUCUGAGCAUGUCAUUCAAUUAAAACAUCUUUUUUUCUGCUGUCCACACUGCCAUGUUUAUUGUUAAAUUAUCAAAGCCAAACAUUCAAUGAUGGUUUUAUUAGAUCUCAAUACACAUUUAAUGAAAAAAUGUAAACAAAAUACCAUACUGGGCAAGUGCUCCUCAUCAAAAAGCCUUUA
Mercenaria mercenaria is the source of this 4098-nucleotide messenger RNA. RefSeq lists its product as uncharacterized. Bases 1253 to 2569 code for a protein of 438 amino acids. Gene Ontology annotation, biological process: DNA replication. The record is from RefSeq and is a predicted model, not a curated record. The transcript is spliced from 2 exons. NCBI's taxonomy places the organism in Eukaryota, Metazoa, Mollusca, Bivalvia, Venerida, Veneridae. Gene Ontology annotation, molecular function: nucleotide binding; DNA-directed DNA polymerase activity; DNA binding.